AAACUCUCAUUUCAUUCUCUGUUUUGACAAUUCAAUCACCUCACAUCUUGGAGCUUCUUUUCACGUCUUACCUAGUUUUGCUUCACACUCCUUGCUUUCACUUCUCUUCCUUCCUUCCAUAUAUUGUACAAAUAAUCGUUCCUUUUCGUCACUGUUCAUGCAACACUUUCAAUAUGAAGGGAACCCAGAUUGGAAAUGUCAUGUCUUUCUUGAUAUUUGAUGCUUUUUUCUCUCCCCGUUGAAAUAUCUAUGCUGAAGAAAAGAUGGGUGUUUAGUUAGAUCCAGAGUUGAUUCACAUUGAGAUUGUUGCUCUUUAAAUAAAUGAUGCUUCAUGGAGGGAUGGCUAUGCACUUUUAUGCGCCGAUUUGCCCAGCACCUGUUCGACGAAAUGCCAAUGAGGGUAUUACUCGCUUUAGAAGGAGAAUAAACCUGUAUUCAUCUGUACAGAUUUCCUCCGUUGUUCAAACUGAUGCAAAUGACAACUUACCAAGAUCCAAGAAGAUAUCAAGUUUAGGAAAAUCUCUCUCGAAAACUCUAACUCCUAAACCCCUUCUUGUCCAGCCCAACACUGUGGGUGUCAUAGGGGGAGUGUCGGUUUUUUCUACUCUACUUUUCUUGGAAAAGCUUGUCUGGUGGAGUUUGAAGGAUGGACAAGAGAGCAUACCUUUUGUUGUCUGUAGUGAGCCUGCAUUAGGCAAAGGGAUUCCACCUGUUACUUCGUUGUGCACGUUCAGCACAGAUUCUUCACAAUAUGGUCAUAGUGAUGCUCCAAUCAUCGAGAAUUUGAACAGGAAAAGGGCAUUUCUCGAGCUGUCUGGAGCUCGGUGUCUAAUUACACCAUGCCAUCUUACUCAUAGGUGGCUUAGUGACACAUCUGAGAGCUGCAAGUUGCCUUUCCUUCAUGUGGGUGAUUGUGUUGCUAGGGAGCUUAAAGAAGCUACGCUUAAGCCACUUGAAGGAGGGAGGAAUGUCCGGAUCGGGCUGCUUGCAACUGAUACAACAGUAACUGGUAUUUACUAUGAGAGGCUACAAAAUCAGGGCUUUGAUGUUCUCUUGCCAGACGAAGCAACCAUGAAGCAUAUUGUAAUUCCAGCAGUUGAAGCUUUGAAUAAAAGGGAUCAGGAAGGAGCAAGAAAUCUGUUGAGAAUUGCUGUUCAUGUUCUUUUGAUAAGGGCUGUGAAUAUGGCACUAUGCAAUUCAAAUGAGCCCCAGCCAGAAGCCAAGUUGCUGUAUCAAAUUCAUCCUGGAAUGUUGAUCACAUGGUUGAUGCAUAUGAGCUUCAGCUUCAUUUUCCAUUGUCUUGAUAUGCCCAAGAUGAGAUAAGUUGAUGAGCUAUUGCGUAAGGGCCAGGAAAUAACAUGGAAGCAAGUCCACUAUCUUCAGCAUUGAAAUCUCCGCUGUGUCUGGUUUCAGCUCCCUUGCACAUUUGUUCGACUUUGGCUGCUGCAGUUCGUUGUGUCUUCUCGUAUUCACUUAAUGUCAAAGCUCGUUUCACA
This is a messenger RNA of Cucumis melo (muskmelon), 1496 nucleotides long. RefSeq lists its product as uncharacterized. Bases 322 to 1323 code for a protein of 333 amino acids. The record is from RefSeq and is a predicted model, not a curated record. The transcript is spliced from 3 exons. Lineage: Eukaryota; Viridiplantae; Streptophyta; Magnoliopsida; Cucurbitales; Cucurbitaceae.